GGGAUGUUUUGGGACUGAUCUCAGAUUGCUGUGGGUUUCGCGGUAAACUCAAUUUUACGGUUCCCUUCGUUCGCCGACAAACAACCCGGAAGCGACAAAAAAAAAAUCUCAAAACGCAAACUUGUACCUGUUGACUUUGGACAUGCAGUCCAACGUGGAGAUCAAGGCCAAAGUCAGCCAGCCGCUGGAGUUCGCCAAGAUGGCGUCCCAGCUCAGCCAAUCGGAAGGCACCGUCAUCAGGCAGCACGACACCUUUUUCAACUGUCGCCGAGGACGACUCAAGCUGCGGGACUUCAUGGACGGCUCAGGUCAGCUGAUUUUCUACGAGCGUCCCGACACGGAUGGACCCAAACUGUCCCGAUACUCCAUCAGCCCCACCUCGGACCCGACCAGCCUCAAGGCUGUGCUGUCCGACGCCCUGGGUGUGAAAGGCGAGGUGCGGAAAGAGCGGCGUCUCUUCCUCAUUGGUCAAACGCGGGUGCACUUGGACGCAGUGGACGGCCUGGGACACUACAUGGAACUUGAGGUGGUGAUGCGCCCGGACCAGAUGCUGGAGGACGGGCAGCAGGUGGCCAAAGGUUUAAUGGAAGAGCUGGGCGUGACCAAGGAGAGUUUGGUGACAAGGGCCUAUGUUGACUUGCUGCUGGAGGGACACGCUGACACGUAAAUCACACACGCAAAGCCGCUAAACUGAAAACAUUUGUUUUCCAAAAUAAAUCAACUGUGCUCAAUGGAAAGCUUCUGAAUUUAAAAUUGAUCAUCCAGCAAACUGAGCAUGGAUCUGAUCUUGUAUCCUGUAUUGUUUGUUGCAUGAUUUUUUUUUGAUUGAUUACUUCUUAUAAAUAGAGCUGUAGAAAAAAAAAGACCAAAUAAACACGAGACCUUUUUUGACAUAUGACCGUUUUUCCUUUUCUGCAAAUAAAUGCUCAAAAUUAAACGUGUCACGGUAGAUUUGCGGUUCGUGUUGUAAGAAGUUUAUCGAAAAAUUGAUUUGAACUUCUUUUCGUUCUUUCAUCACAAAAUAAUUGUUCUGUUUCAUACCAUAUAAAAUAGAGUAGGAGUAAAAAUAACUGCUCUGUUUUGUUCAAUCAUUUGUUGGUUAUAAUAAAACAAUUUCACAUUAGAAAAUAUUCUGAAAAUAAACUGCUUUACAGACCUUA
Hippocampus comes (tiger tail seahorse) is the source of this 1160-nucleotide messenger RNA. RefSeq lists its product as uncharacterized. NCBI's taxonomy places the organism in Eukaryota, Metazoa, Chordata, Actinopteri, Syngnathiformes, Syngnathidae. The coding region runs from base 143 to 667 and encodes 174 amino acids. The record is from RefSeq and is a predicted model, not a curated record. The transcript is spliced from 6 exons.